GUGGGUGGGGACAUCCAGGUCAUUGUCGGGAUAAACGCAACGCACGUUGACAGGACGCUCUGCUGAACAUUAAUCCGCAUUUCCAAGGAAUAAAUAAGACGCAUUUGGCCACAUAUUGAUUUGAGACAACCAACCAACAUCAUGACUGCAGAGGAGAUCAUAAACAUCAAAGAAGCGGAGAUCAUAAAGCUCAUCUUGGACUUUCUCAACUCCAGGAAGCUUCACAUAAGCAUGCUGGCUUUAGAAAAGGAGAGUGGGAUCAUCAAUGGGCUUUAUUCAGAUGAUAUGCUGUUUCUAAGGCAACUUGUAUUAGAUGGCCAAUGGGAGGAAGUUCUGCAGUUCAUACAACCUUUAGAGUGCCUGGAUAAAUUUGACCGAAAGAGAUUUCGAUAUAUCAUCUUAAAACAGAAGUUUCUGGAAGCUCUUUGUGUAAACAAUGCCAUAUCAGCAGCAGAUGAUCCUGAGAACCUGGAGCUUACCAUGCAGGAUGCAGUAAAGUCUCUCCAUGCCUUGGAAGAGUUCUGCCCAACCAAAGAAGACUACAGUAAACUUUGCCUUCUCCUCACCCUCCCUCGCCUCACCAACCAUGCCGAAUUCAAAGACUGGAACCCCAGCACCGCCCGCGUCCAUUGCUUCGAGGAAGCCUGCUUAAUGGUGGCCGAGUUCAUCCCGGCGGACCGCAAACUGAGCGAGGCUGGUUUCAAAGCCAGCGGAGAUCGUCUUUUCCAGCUCCUCAUUAAAGGAAUACUGUACGAAUGCUGCGUCGAGUAUUGCCAAAGCAAGGCGACUGGAGAAGAGAUCCGCGGAGAGGAAGUUCUCCUAGCUGUAGAUGUGCUUUGUGGUAACGGUUGCGAGGAACUAGACCUAAGUUUGCUUUCGUGGCUUCAAAACCUUUCGUCGUCCGCCUUCGCCUGCUCUUUCGAGCAGAAGACCUUGAACAUCCACGUGGACCGCCUCGUCAAACCAGCCCGGACGGGUCACGCGGACCUUCUCACACCUCUCCUCACCAAACUAUCGCCCUGCCCAGCCUCUCCCCUGCGCAGACCCCAAUCUGCGGAUACUUACAUGUCCCGAUCUCUCAAUCCCGUCCUGGAUGGACUAUCGCACGGUUUGGCUGGGAGGGAAAAGAAAAGCAUGGAUGGGGAUGGAAAGGGAGCAGCAAUGUCGCAGUCUUUUGCUAAUUUUGGGUAUCCAUCAAGCAAGGGUGCGUUGGAAACCAGCGUCUUUGGUGAUUCCCCUGACAGAACACAAGCUCAGUCUGAGAAGAUAAAUGGCUCAGAAGGAACAAACUCACAGGGUCCUCCACUGACACCUGGGAAUGAUGGUGGCCCCGUGGGAUCAGGUGAAAAGUCUGAGGAGCAACUUCAGGAGUUUCAGCGUCAGCGGUUACGAGUUCAACAGCAUCUUGAACAGAAGCAGCAGCAGAGGCAGCUGUACCAUCAGAUGCUGCUGGAGGGUGGAGUUCACCCUCCGGAUCAACCCACAGACACGGCCCGACACAACCUUACCCAGACGUUCCUGAACAGGUCCAUUCAAAAACUGGAGGAACUGAAUGUGGGCAUGGAAGAUCUGGGAGAAGACGUUCAGGCUUUGGCUCAGCAGUGUAACGGUGUGACGGCGGCUGGUAAACAGACCCCUGAAACUGGAUCAGGUGGGAUUAAGGCUUCGGCGAUCAGCAGCACCCCUCAAAAGGGAGGAGGUCGAGGGGUGCCGUCGCUGGAUGAGUCCCCUGUCCUGGUCAACCAGAGUGUGUUUCAGGAUGAGAAACCCAAAUCCCCAUUUGUUGUGGUUGAGACGCUGGAGGAUACACAAGCUGUGCGGGCCGUUGCUUUCCACCCGUCUGGGACCCUCUAUGCUGUGGGCUCGAACUCGAAAACCCUGCGUGUCUGCACCUACCCACGAUCUCUUAAAACUAGCGCACAAAGUCCAGCAAAGCAGCCCGACAUCUGUUUCAAACGUAUUAAGCACCACAAAGGCUCCAUCUACUGCGUCGCCUGGAGUCCCUGUGGGCAGCUGCUUGCCACCGGCUCCAAUGACAAAUACGUCAAAGUUCUGCCUUUCAACGCAGACACCUGCAACGCCACAGGGCCCGAUCUAGAGUUUAGCAUGCAUGACGGUACCAUCAGAGACCUGGCGUUCAUGGAGGGCCCUGAAAGUGGAGGGGCGAUACUUAUUAGUGCUGGUGCUGGAGACUGCAACAUCUACACCACUGACUGCCAGAGAGGACAAGGACUACACGCUCUUAGUGGACACACAGGUCACAUAUUGUCCCUGUACACAUGGGGUGGAUGGAUGAUCGCCUCUGGCUCUCAGGAUAAGACGGUGAGGUUUUGGGACUUGCGUGUACCCAGCUGUGUGAAGGUUGUGGGGACGGCUCUGCAUGGAACAGGAAGUGCAGUCGCCUCGGUUGCAGUAGAUCCCAGCGGUCGGCUCAUGGCCACCGGAUUGGAGGACAGUCGUUGCAUGCUUUAUGACAUCAGAGGCGGCCGAACGGUCCAGUCAUACCGUCCACACACCAGCGAUGUCCGUUCUGUCCGAUUUUCUCCUGGUGCGCAUUAUCUACUCACAGGAUCAUAUGAUAACAAAGUCAUGAUCUCUGAUCUUCAAGGGGAUCUCACCAAAACCCUGCCAGUAACUGUGGCUGCAGAACAUGCUGAUAAAGUGAUCCAGUGUCGAUGGCACACCAGAGAUCUCUCUUUUUUGUCCUCUUCAGCCGAUAAGACGGUCACAUUAUGGGCAUAUCAGCCUUAAUAUACACCAUUGUGCUGGAUGAGGCCACAAGAAAUAGCACAGAAACAUUCAUUCACCAGAAGUCAUUUAGUAAGAGAGUUCGAGUAUGUUGAUGUGUUUGUAUUACAUAUUGAACUAUAGUGAAAAAUCGACUGACUAUUCAAUUGAAAUGCAUGUCGAAGUUGUGACUUUUUUACAAAAACAAAAAAGCCACACGUAGGUAUGUAUGUGUAGGCUAUUUUAGGUAAACGAAACGGUCCCGAAUAUGUGAGCGAAAUUGUGCCUUGAGGUAUUGUUCUCUGUAGUUACACUGAAUGUCUUGUAAAUAUGGGCUUUUUGUAUAUGCAUAAAUUAUAGUUAGAGUUGUUUAGCACAUUGCACUAUGGACAUUUCACACUUACAAAAAUACUGUUUUAAGCAGCAUGAACUUUCAUCUCUUCAUUGAUACAAAUGUAAAUAAACCAACAUGCUGUAAAUACCAACAGUAGUACAUUUUUAGAAAUAUCUUAUUUUUGAUUGUCAUUUCCGUGAUGCAUUUAUUUAAAUGCAUCGAUUUUGCACACAGCAAAUUCAGCACCUUUCUAUUGACGUAGAGGAAAGUAAUGAUACAUGCUUAAUCACAUGUUUACCUUAUUUAAAACAUGAAAAUGAACAGCUUUACAACUAUGUGGUAGUAUACUUAAAAAACUAAUGUUAAAAGUUUACAGAAAAUUAAUAAAACAUUGUGAAAAGCAUAAAGUCUUAUUUUAAGUAAAUGAUGUAAACAUGACAAAGGCACUUUCAACCAUGUAAUGUUUUGGACAGUCAUUAUUUCCAAGUUAAGGUAGUCAAGCAUUGUUGCCUAUCCUCUGCAUGCAAUGACUGCUUUAAGUCUGUGAAUCCUACCAGAGGUAUCAUUCGUCAUGCCCAUUCAAAUUGAAGGGCCCCUUGUUUUUUUUUAACCCAAAUGGAUUUUGCAUGCAACCUCAAAAUUUAAGAAGCGUCCAUUAAUCUGUUAUUUGACUUUUAAUCUGUUUUAUAUGCACAAUAUUAUGAAUUAUUUAAUUCUAAGGUCCCACGCACCAUUGGGGCCCCUAAAGAUCAUUUCUAUUGGACCCAACCUCAUGUACUUUCAUAGAGCCCACAAUUGCUAGUGGCACCCCUGUACAUAUGCACUGAUUGUAGGACUGUAACGAUUAAUCGUGCAAAUUCGCGUUUUCUCAAUGAAUGAAUUUUUACGAAUUACGGUGAAAUCCCGGCACAUCCCAAAGCCAGGGGGCGCUCUCGUGCAGAAACUCCCUUUGUGCCACAGAAGAAGUAGCAUUACAAAUGCUAUUCCAGGAAAUGUCUAUAGGAAUAUUAAUAUCAUGGUUCUUCAAAUUGUUUCAGUUAUUUUCAUGAUAAUAAAGAAUAUUUUGUUUAACGAGUGUUACUAUUUUAAAUGCACAUUAUAAAUAACUCCGACUCAUAAUGAUUUUAGAUUGAUAAGGACUUCCUACUGACCAAAUGCCGUAAUACACGCACAAGCUGUGCAUGAAACACAGAAUCGCAGCCUUGCGUUUCAGAAUCGAAUUCAGACAUUUUUAAUGGGUCACACGAUUAAUCGUUACAGCCCUAACUGAAGCCCCAGGGCCCACGGGGUUAGGGGGGCCCGUGAUUGGCUGGAGGAAAUGAAAUUGUCAAGUCAUAGGUGGUUGAUUUGUAAAUAAUAAAAUAAGUUAUUGGAAAAUGUGCCUGCCUGAUAUAAUUCACCGCCCAAUCAAAUUAACUCUACAAAGUGCCACCCUGG
Paramisgurnus dabryanus is the source of this 4498-nucleotide messenger RNA. It is a transcript of the gene wdr47b, whose product is annotated as WD repeat domain 47b. Lineage: Eukaryota; Metazoa; Chordata; Actinopteri; Cypriniformes; Cobitidae. The record is from RefSeq and is a predicted model, not a curated record. Gene Ontology annotation, molecular function: protein binding.